GUCAAACAGCCGCAGACAUGACAACGUUACGACCCUUCACCUGCGACGAUUUGUUCAAAUUCAACAACAUAAACCUGGAUCCUCUGACAGAAACCUACGGGAUCCCGUUCUACCUGCAGUACCUCGCUCACUGGCCGGAGUACUUCAUCGUGGCAGAGGCUCCCGGUGGUGAGCUGAUGGGCUACAUCAUGGGGAAGGCGGAGGGAUCUGUGGCUCGUGAGGAGUGGCACGGUCACGUCACCGCUCUGUCCGUCGCUCCAGAGUUCAGACGCCUCGGCCUAGCUGCCAAACUGAUGGAGAUGCUGGAGGAGAUCUCUGACAGGAAAGGUGGAUUCUUUGUUGACCUCUUUGUGCGAGUCUCCAACCAAGUGGCGGUGAACAUGUACAAACGUCUGGGCUACAGCGUCUAUCGGACGGUGAUAGAAUAUUACUCUGCGAGCAACGGAGAACCUGACGAAGACGCUUACGAUAUGAGGAAAGCUCUGUCCAGGGACACGGAGAAGAAGUCGAUCAUCCCGCUGCCACAUCCCGUCAGACCAGAAGACAUCGAAUAACAGUGGAGUGUGGCCCUCUGACGCCCGGCUUUGCUCGUCCUCACUCGAAAUGUGUCGUCAGCCUCCCAACCGGGGUCCGACUGGUGGGAUAUCAGGGAGAGCAAGUCAUCUUUUUAGAUUCAGUCCUAAACUAAAGACUUUAUGUUCAUAAGACCAGAACAAGAGGGAUUGAGUCGUGUGGCAUGAUGCGGUCAGUGGGUUUGGUGCAGGUGAUGACACCAGCAGCAGAGUCCUGGAUGGGGUUUAUUUGGAAUACUUGUGAGAACAUUUAUAAAUUAAACUUUAAAUGUGG
Messenger RNA from Limanda limanda (common dab), 846 nucleotides. It is a transcript of the gene naa20, whose product is annotated as N-alpha-acetyltransferase 20, NatB catalytic subunit. The coding region runs from base 18 to 554 and encodes 178 amino acids. The record is from RefSeq and is a predicted model, not a curated record. Gene Ontology annotation, cellular component: NatB complex. Gene Ontology annotation, molecular function: protein-N-terminal amino-acid acetyltransferase activity. Gene Ontology annotation, biological process: N-terminal peptidyl-methionine acetylation. Lineage: Eukaryota; Metazoa; Chordata; Actinopteri; Pleuronectiformes; Pleuronectidae. The transcript is spliced from 6 exons.